Manis javanica (Malayan pangolin) is the source of this 5363-nucleotide messenger RNA. The record is from RefSeq and is a predicted model, not a curated record. Lineage: Eukaryota; Metazoa; Chordata; Mammalia; Pholidota; Manidae.
AGACUCAAAUUUCUUGAUGCAAUAAAUUUACUAAAACAUAAAAAAUGUUUGAUAAGCGAACCUUUAAACAGCACCAGGUUACGCUUUUUUCUUCACACACACCAUAAUGCCUGACUUUUGAAAGGAUCUGAGACAGGGUAGUAUUAAGAAUACAGUAUUUUAAAGAUUAGUUUCAGUCCUCUACAAUGCCCUCAUGAUGGAUCGACUUCCAAAGAGGCCUUCAUCCCACUUAACCAACUGUCUGGCUUCUCGGAACUCCAGUAGGUUCAUUUUUUGAAAAUGUGAGAUAACAAACUACCACGUUCUUACAGUUCAGAGGAUUACCUGAGCUCACAGAUGUAGUUCUGCAGGGACAAGCAGAUGGGAUGCAAACGUGAGCCACAAUUCGUAUUUGCAAGCAACUGGGUCCCUGAUACAGAGAUGGGGUUACAAAAACGUGGGGUAAAAUGUCCACCCUGGGAUGUCACUCCUUUAGGCCGGGCCCUAAAUUUCUAUGGCACCUGGAGGGGCGGGCUCCGAACACUCGGGGACGCCUCGACACCCAGAUGUGGCACAAAGGCGCCCUGAGGCUCUUUGCUCACUCAGGCCUCGAAAUUUUUAGCAGCCCUCCUAAACCAUGGGAGCGUUUUCUUCCAGGUCUCUCCGCAGACCUCGCCUAGCCUCUCCUCCCACAGCCUCGCCCACAGAAGCGUUUCCGUAGCCACAAUCACUCCACGUUCUUCCUCACGCACCGCUCGCGCGGAGGUGGGGAAAAGGGUGUGGUUUGGCCUUUAUAGGUCCUGCCAGCCAAUGAACGUGCUACCUUUCUUCCGGUAGGCGAGCCGACCAAUCCGAGCCAGCCGGUGUGAUCUUCGGCUCUACUCGGCUCUUUUCGCUGAUGCGGGCAGCUUGGGGCCGCCGCCGCUGGAGAGACGCUUUCCUUUUUGAUUUUUUUCCGUGUGUUCACUUCCGGGUCCGGCGCCGAUCCGGAUGCCCGAGGCAGAAGGAUGUUUGACCUCCGGAUAAGCGAGGCGCCGCUGUGCAUUCAUUCCCGUCUGCAUCGGUGGCGACAGCAGCUGCCCGGGCGGCGACUCUCUGGCCAGAGGCGGCGGUAGGAGACACCGGCUGGAGUGCUGCGACCGAGUCCGCGCCGAGCUGCGUUACCUCCCUCGCUCGUUCCUUCCCCCCUACCUCGCUCGCUCCCUCCCUGCGCGGCUCGCUUUCCACCUCCGGCCGCCCGCGGGUGUGAUGUGCGGCGGCCGCUGCCCCCGCCGCCGCUGACUGACGGACCGGGGGCGCCGCCCGCGCCCGGGAGCGACCCCGCUGCUCGUGGCCGCGCCUCUGAGGUUGUUUUUUGAAGAGUGAUUGAGAAAUAAAAUCCUGGACAUUGAGAAUGAGAAUAUCCAAAAAGCUCUCUGUCAAUACCAGCUCACAUCAUUGAAAAGAUAAUUUUGAAGACAUGUUUUGUUGAAAAGACAACUGAGAAAGAUUUUACGAAUGGGAUGAACACGCACCAGUUAAUUGACUACCUACCGCAAUUUGAAUGUUAACAUUACCCAGCUGGUACAGUUGAUCUAGUGAUGUACCUAUUCUCACAAUACCCUAUUUCAGUGUGCUUGUCUUGAUUAAAGAAUUCAAAGUGGAGUACCGCAAACUUGAUAUGGAUAAUAAAAAGAAAGACAAGGACAAAUCAGAUGAUAGAAUGGCACGACCUAGUGGUCGGUCGGGACACAACACUCGAGGAACUGGGUCUUCAUCCUCUGGAGUUUUAAUGGUUGGACCUAACUUUAGAGUUGGAAAAAAAAUUGGAUGUGGCAAUUUUGGAGAAUUACGAUUAGGGAAAAAUUUAUACACAAAUGAAUAUGUGGCAAUUAAACUGGAGCCCAUGAAAUCCAGAGCACCACAGCUACAUUUGGAAUACAGAUUCUACAAGCAGUUGGGAUCUGGAGAUGGUAUACCUCAAGUUUACUAUUUUGGCCCUUGUGGUAAAUACAAUGCUAUGGUGCUGGAACUGCUGGGGCCUAGUUUGGAAGACUUGUUUGACUUGUGUGACAGAACGUUUUCUCUGAAAACUGUUCUCAUGAUAGCUAUCCAGCUGAUUUCUCGCAUGGAAUAUGUUCAUUCAAAGAACUUGAUAUACAGAGAUGUAAAACCUGAGAACUUCUUAAUAGGACGACCAGGAACUAAAACCCAGCAAGUUAUUCACAUUAUAGAUUUUGGUUUGGCAAAGGAAUAUAUUGAUCCAGAGACAAAGAAACACAUACCAUACAGAGAACACAAGAGCCUUACAGGAACAGCUAGAUACAUGAGCAUAAACACACAUUUAGGAAAAGAACAAAGUAGAAGAGAUGACUUAGAAGCUUUAGGUCAUAUGUUCAUGUAUUUUCUGAGAGGCAGUCUUCCUUGGCAAGGUUUGAAGGCUGACACAUUAAAAGAGAGGUAUCAGAAAAUUGGAGAUACAAAACGAGCCACACCAAUAGAAGUUUUAUGUGAAAAUUUUCCGGAAGAAAUGGCAACGUAUCUUCGUUAUGUAAGAAGGCUAGAUUUUUUUGAAAAACCAGACUAUGACUAUCUAAGAAAGCUUUUUACUGAUUUGUUUGACCGAAAAGGAUAUAUGUUUGAUUAUGAAUAUGACUGGAUUGGUAAACAAUUGCCUACUCCAGUGGGCGCAGUUCAGCAAGAUCCUGCUCUGUCAUCCAACAGAGAAGCGCACCAACACAGAGAUAAGAUGCAACAAUCCAAAAACCAGUCGGCAGACCACAGGGCAGCUUGGGACUCUCAGCAGGCAAAUCCCCACCAUUUGAGAGCUCACCUUGCAGCAGACAGACAUGGUGGCUCGGUACAGGUUGUUAGUUCUACAAAUGGAGAGUUGAACACAGAUGACCCUACUGCAGGCCGUUCAAACGCACCCAUUACAGCCCCUACAGAAGUAGAAGUGAUGGAUGAAACCAACUGCCAGAAAGUGUUGAACAUGUGGUGCUGCUGUUUUUUCAAACGAAGGAAAAGGAAAACCAUACAGCGUCACAAAUGACUGUGGACACAGACAGACCAUGGGGAGUUACUUACGUGUUCAUCUGCUGUCUUGUGAUUAAAAUCAUCUCUGUAGUGACCACGUGUAUUUUCAAGGACUCACUCUUAGAAUCAGAAAAUGCCAUAUGCUUCAUACUUCAUUUUGUGGUUGUCUUACAUUCAUAUUUUUUUCUAAUUUAACUUUUAUGGAAGCUUUAAAGUUUUGUCAAAACACGAGUGCUUUGCCCAUCAAUGAAUGGAAUGGACCAAUGAGGUGGCCCUGAUGAAUACAUUUCUAUAGAACAUUUUUCAGAAGCUCUCCUCCUGUUGUAGAAAACAGUACAGUAUCUUAAACAUCAACCAGUUAUAUACCUGAUCUGGUUCUUUGUAACUUCUGUAAGAGCAUAAUCAAACAGGAAUUUACUCCCCAGCGGAUAAUGCAACAGAGAAAACUGAGUUGCCCAUAUGUUUAAAAGAAGUUAUUCCUUGAGAAGUUCAUGUUUUGUGCGACACCUGCAUUGAUUUCAGUAUUACCGAUGGUACUACUAUUCAUGAGUCAUGUUAACAUUCUCUCUGUGAAAUCAUUGGUACAGUCACUGCCCAGAGGUACUGAGGAAAAAGCUCUAUGGGUUCGGCAGAUGGUUGUGGUCAAACGGAUCACACCUAGAGUGGUAAAUAUGAGCUCUGCUUCUUGUUGCACCCUGUAUGAGUACAGUGUUGCUGAAGUGGCAAAAGCGCUUUUUUAGAAAAUGCAAAAUAUUUGUAUAAUGUAACUUUAUGCUUCCAGACAAUACUGUAUGUUAGACAACAAGAAAUGAAUACUUUGAGAAAUGAGAUAUGUUGGAGUUUUUUUUUUUAAUACACUAAGGAGAAGAAAUAAAUGUGAAUGGCAUUGUAAUGUAUAAGGUUGAAGUCAAAGGAGACCCCAUUGAAACCUACUGCUGAAUGAUUACAUUCUCCUGUAAGAAAACUUUGGAUGUGCCCUGCAAUGGUGUGUGUGUAUUAAUUAUUUGCUCUUUGAUAAAAAAGACCCCCAGCAAUCAAAACUGGGACACUCUGUUGCAAUUUGUGCAAUUAGUUUCUUAUAUUCAACUUUGCUGGUUCUCUGGAAUUUUCCUACUUUUUAGCCUGAUUUUGAGGAAAACUGUUUUGGAGAGGAUGGGUCAGGUGCUUUGCCUCCAUAGUCUUUUUGAAGUGCCUGCAUAUGAACAAAGUAACAGUUCUGUAAAAAAGGAAGCCCAUUCCACUUUUCGGGUAUGCUUUGUUUUAAGCCAUGAAGGCAUAGGUGUACUUUUGUCACAUUUUACUAGCCAGGAUUUUCAAGAUUAAAAUUAAAAGACUGGCUAGAAAGAUAAUUAUGUUGUUCAAGUCUCAUAUUCCCCUUUCAUUUAUAAAAUUGUUACUCACCCCUUCCAUGCAACCCUUCCCUUUGUCUUUAAGCGCAUGCCUCCAGGCAUGCUUAUUUAUUUUUAUUGUCUCAAGGUAGCAUUUAAAAUGUGUAAUUAAAGUAAAUAAAUCUACAUUUUUGACUUGGUUAUUGCAUUUACAGGGAUUUAAUUGUACUUUGUAAUUUAUUUUUUCUUAUUAGCCAAAAGUUCAAUGUUUUGUUUUUGAUGAAUUAGGCACCUAUUUGCGUACUGCGGAUCAGGACAUUGUUUAUCAUUGUUGCUCAGAAUCCUCUGAAUGAUCUUUCUAAGUUCUUGAUUUUAAAGACCUACACUCAGCCUAGAAAACAUUUGCUGUCUAAUUUGGUCAACAGUUUCCAUUCUAUCUAUUUGUAUACUGUCAUGAUGUCUUAAACCACAGGAGUUACAUACUGUUCUUAUUUCUGUUUGUUUUGAGCAAGGUAGAUGGAUGUUUUGGCCAUUAUAAUGUGAAACCACUUCUUUACAGUAUUUGACCAAAUUUGUGUGUCUGUGAUAUUUGUAAAUACAUGCGAUAAUCUGUAUUUCUUACCAUAAGCCUAUUUAGUUUUAUUCUCAGUAGGGUUUUUGGACUGUACAGUGUUUAUAUGAUCUGAACUCCUUAUACAUAAGAAGGUGUGUAUAUUAAUCCAAUUAUGGACUUAAAAUAUUUUAAAAGUAUAAAUACCCUUAUUUGCUGCAAAGACCAGUGUGUAAACAUUUGCUUUUUAGCAAUAUUUUUAAGUGCUCCAUUUUAAUGCCAAGGAAUAAGUCUUGGCAACACAAACUGGUCAAUAAUAGGUAAUGCAGGUAUGUUCAGGUUAAGCCAACAAUGUUUUGCAUUUUUAUGCUUUUUUUCUGUCAACACUAAUGAAGUCAACAUUGCCUGAAUGUCUGAAUAAUGAAACACAUCCUGUUUAAAAGUAUGUAACUGAAAAAGAAAUAAAAAAUAAAGGUAGUUUUUUUAAACUU